Numida meleagris (helmeted guineafowl) is the source of this 9660-nucleotide messenger RNA. RefSeq names its product anoctamin 3 (gene ANO3). Gene Ontology annotation, molecular function: protein dimerization activity; chloride channel activity. The record is from RefSeq and is a predicted model, not a curated record. Gene Ontology annotation, cellular component: plasma membrane. Lineage: Eukaryota; Metazoa; Chordata; Aves; Galliformes; Numididae. Bases 404 to 3493 code for a protein of 1029 amino acids. Gene Ontology annotation, biological process: chloride transmembrane transport. The transcript is spliced from 27 exons.
CCUCCCAGCUGGACCAGUGGGGAGUGAAAUGGGAGCCAGGCUCUUAAAGUUAGUCCAGAAAUUCGCGGAGUUACAGAUGUCUCCACGUACCCUUUCCAUUUUUGUACGAGCUCUGCAGAAAUGCUGUAAUAUUGUUGUCGCUCCAAGAACAGAAGAACUUCUGAAACUAGUUAUCUACCUUAGAGAAGAGCUGCAAUACAUAACCAGUGCUGUAGAGCUGGAAGAACAGCUUCGUGGAAGUACAGUUCUUCAGAUAAGAGAGUUAAAAGCCUUUUGUACUCUUGUUUUUACCAUAGCAAGUGAUUUUUUUUCCCCAGACAGCAAGCUUGGGAAAACUGAACUGAAGGUGGUUCGUUGAAUUGAGCUUUGUUUUAAUUGUGGGUUACGCUGAGACUGUCUCGCAAUGUCAGCUGUGAUCAUGGAACUGGAUCAACUUUCUUCAGAUGAGAGGGAGAGCAGAAAGGAUUCAGAGUCAGAUUUUAAGGCAGGCAAAUUGAGGGAAUUCUGUGCCGAGUAUCGUGGGUUUCAACUUCCCUGCUCCCAUUCUGCACCAGCUGGUAUGAAUACAAGCAAGAGCGAGACGGUGAAAGAGCACCCAUUGAAACCCUCUAGAAGAUCUAUGCCAUGCUUAGCGCAGAGCCAAACGCAUCCUCAGAGUCUGAGCAAGCAUUCUUCCUUCCUGCAGCCAAAUCGUGUGCAGCCACAGCCUCAGCCUCUGAGUGCAGGAACAUCUACAGCUACCGUUGAUGUAGUGUCAGAACGAGCUAAAGUGAUGGAGACUUUGGAAAACAACUUGCUCAAGCUGUCUAGUACAGAAUACACUGAUCCAUUUUCAGACAUAGGAAAGGAUAAAGACACAUACACAGAUGAUUCAGAACACGGGAAUUACGAUGUUCGUACAGAUCAGUCAUUGCUUAUUCAAAGCAAGCUCACCAGACAGAAAACAGAACCUCGAACUAAAUCAUCUUUAAAGUCUGAUGCCAUGGCAUCGUCAGGCCUCUUCUUCAAAGACGGCAAGAAACGCAUUGAUUACAUCCUGGUCUACAAAAAGUCAAGUCUACAGGUAGAAAAAAGAAGCACGUUUGAGAAGAAUUUGCGAGCAGAAGGUCUGAUGUUAGAACGAGAGCCAGCUGUUACAAACAGCGAUAUCAUGUUUGUUAAAAUUCACUGUCCGUGGGAGACGUUGUGCAAAUAUGCAGAAAGAAUGAACAUCAGGAUGCCUUUCAGGAAAAAAUGUUAUUACACUGACUGGAGGAGCAAAACCAUGGGCAGUUUGCAGAGGAAUAUGAGAGAGCUGAAAAGUUGGUUGCCCAGAAAUCCAAUGAAGCUUGAUAAGGAAGCCCUACCAGAUCUCGAGGAAACAGAUUGCUACACAGCACCCUUUAGUCGUGCGCGCAUACACCACUUUACCAUAAACAACAAAGACAGCUUCUUCAGCAACUCUACAAGAAGCAGAAUUGUGCAUCACAUGCUACAGAGAACCAAGUAUGAAGAUGGAAAAUCCAAAAUGGGUAUUAAUAGAUUGCUAAACAAUGGAACAUAUGAAGCAGCAUUUCCACCACAUGAGGGAAGCCACAAAAGCAGACAUCCCAUCAAAACGCAUGGAGCUCAGAAUCACAGACACCUCUUGUAUGAGCGUUGGGCACGGUGGGGAAUGUGGUACAAGUAUCAACCUCUUGAUUUAAUCAGGCGAUAUUUCGGUGAAAAAAUCGGACUGUAUUUUGCCUGGUUGGGUUGGUAUACUGGAAUGCUGAUUCCUGCUGCCCUGGUUGGACUCUUUGUUUUCCUCUAUGGUCUGUUUACGAUGGAUUCCAGCCAAGUAAGCAAAGAGAUCUGCGAGGCAAAUGAAACCAUCAUGUGCCCUAUGUGUGAACGCAAUUGCACGCUACAGAAGCUCAAUGAAAGCUGCAUAUACGCCAAGGUUACACAUUUGUUUGAUAACGGAGGGACUGUCUUCUUUGCUAUUUUCAUGGCAAUCUGGGCUACAGUCUUUCUGGAGUUUUGGAAAAGACGGAGAGCUGUAUUAACCUAUGACUGGGACCUCAUAGAUUGGGAAGAUGAAGAGGAAGAACUGCGCCCUCAGUUUGAAGCUAAAUAUUCCCAAGUGGAAAGAGUAAAUCCCAUCACAGGAAAACCUGAACCUUUUCAGCCUUUCCCUGACAAGCUCAGUCGACUGAUGGUGUCUGUCUCAGGAAUAUUCUUCAUGAUUUCACUCGUCCUCACUGCAGUUUUUGCAGUCGUGGUGUAUCGUCUGGUAGCCAUGGAACAAUUUGCUUCUUUCAAGUGGUAUUUCAUCAAGAAGUACUGGCAGUUUGCAACAUCUGGCACCGGAGUCUGCAUCAAUUUUAUGAUCAUCAUGUCACUCAAUGUUGUGUAUGAAAAGGUUGCCUAUCUCCUGACAGAUUUAGAGCACCCGAGGACAGAGUCUGAAUGGGAAAACAGCUUUGCCUUGAAGAUGUUCCUCUUCCAGUUCGUCAACUUGAACAGCUCCAUCUUUUACAUAGCCUUUUUUCUUGGCAGAUUUGCAGGCCGCCCAGGAAAGUACAACAAGCUUUUCAACAGAUGGAGACUGGAAGAGUGUCAUCCGAGUGGCUGCUUGAUAGAUCUGUGUUUGCAGAUGGGAGUUAUUAUGGUUUUGAAACAAAUGUGGAACAACUUUAUGGAGCUAGGCUAUCCUUUAUUGCAGAAUUGGUGGUCACGACGCAAAAUGAAGAGAAGAGGACAAUCAAUGGAGCAUAAAAUUUCUCUACCUCAGUGGGAAAAAGAUUGGAAUCUGCAGCCUAUGAAUCUCCAUGGUUUAAUGGAUGAGUAUUUGGAGAUGGUGUUACAGUUUGGCUUCACCACCAUCUUUGUUGCUGCCUUCCCACUGGCACCCCUCCUGGCAUUGCUGAACAAUAUCAUAGAAAUAAGAUUAGAUGCAUAUAAGUUUGUGACUCAGUGGCGAAGACCUAUGCCUGCAAGAGCAACGGAUAUAGGUAUCUGGUAUGGGAUUCUUGAAGGAAUUGGAGUUCUGGCUGUCAUCACCAACGCCUUUGUUAUUGCCAUUACUUCCGAUUACAUUCCACGUUUUGUCUAUGCAUAUAAAUACGGCCCCUGUACAGAUCAAGGAUAUAGACAAGAAAAAUGCCUAAAAGGAUAUGUCAACAGCAGCUUAUCAGUGUUUGAUCUGAGUGAACUUGGAAUGGGAUAUUCAGGAUACUGCCGGUACAGAGAUUAUAGAGCCCCCCCGUGGAGUUCAACUCCCUAUGAGUUCACUUUGCAGUUCUGGCAUGUUCUGGCGGCACGACUGGCCUUCAUUAUCGUUUUUGAGCACCUCGUUUUUGGAAUCAAGUCUUUCAUUGCUUACCUGAUUCCAGACAUGCCCAAAGACUUGUGCGACAGAAUGAGGAGAGAGAAGUACUUAGUCCAGGAAAUGAUGUAUGAGGCUGAACUCGAGCAUUUGCAGAGAGAAAGAAAAAAGAAUGGGAAACAGUAUCACCACGAAUGGCCUUAGUCAAUACCAUGCUGCAACAGAAACGCUGUUUGGAGACUGAAGAGUGUGAUUUCGAAAUGAAGUCAGUCUUGCAUCAGUGUGUGCGAUUCAAAGUGUAUAUAUGUUCUUGUUGGGCUGGACAGUUGCAGGCUUUGGUGGGAAGUGGAAAACAGGUGCUUCCAAUGAAGAAAAUGAAGAGCCUUAUCUGUAACCGGUCCGUGAGGUGAGCGCCCGGGAGAACUGGCACUCAGGAAUGUGCAGCAGAUAAAAAAAAUUUGGACGCUGAUUUUAAAAUGGCAACGAGUCUUAAUGCUGUUCGUGAAGAUGCUAACAGCGUAAUGAAAAUAGAAAAUUACCUAUAAACUUAUACAGUAAGGGCAUGACUAAAAACAAAUUACAUGGUAUCCACUACAGCUUCUGAUUGCUCAGCUGCAUCUGUAAUGCCUCUGAAGAAAAAAAAACAGUCGUUGCCUUUGUGGCCAUAACUUGAUAUCAACGAUCCUUCAGGCUUAUUGUUUCGUCAGGUUUGUCCUAGUCUCUCGUUGAGAUUGUGGAUGUGGUCCUACCCUAAAAACUGGGUAUAUGGCUGCUUAAUAUAUACUAUGCAGUUUAAGGUUUGCACAUCAUUGUCACUAAUUUAUCCUUCUAGUUGAAAACCAAAAAUUCUAAAUUCAAAGAGAAGACAGCAGCACUAGAGCGCAUUGCAUUGCCCACAUUGCAGCUGCAUUUGAAAAUGACAUGGCUGUGAGUUUCUUUCCACUUUUUUGUGCAGAAAGGCCACCUCCACACACAUCGAGGAUGAAAGAACUGUCAUUUCCGUGCUCUGCUGUAGCAUGCAGAUGUCUAACUGUGUUACUGUUCUCUUUGACCCGUCUGAGCAAUGAUUCCGUGACUUCACAGAAUGCUAACUUGAAAUAUUCUAAUACAGUGCAAAUUACUUCGUUCUGAAUAUACAGUUAACUAUCUAUAGUAUGCAAGCUUAUGCAGAUAUGCAUCAGACGUACAGUAUAGCAUUUUGACUUGCUUGUUCAGGGAAGGAGAAGCUGAGCACCUUAUAACAAUGCUCUUCUUAUUGUAACAGUAAAUGUUCCAGUAACGUGCACUUCUUUUAUGGGGCUAAAUAAGUCAAAGUAUGGGAAUUAGACACAGGCAGAUGUGUAUACAGAUUGUAUAUAAAAGCACACACACACGGUGGUUACUUUUAGAAUUUUUAUUAUUAUUUGUAUGCCUUCUUACAGUCUGGGGGAGCUCGUUGUAUAAAAUCACUAGAAAAAGUAGACACUCGUGUUAAGAACCAAAUUUCAGGUUUUUUGUGCGUACAGUGUCAGGUAGUGUUGCUUAUGGUUAUAGUCACAUUUUGUUGAUGAAAUUGUCUAUUAACAUUUCGUAGUGUGCAAAAAGAUAAGCACUUAAUUUGAAAAAUCUGAGCAAGCGAGCAGAGUUCACUUGCAGCGUAGAGAGUGGGGAAACAGAAUUGCAGUCAUCCGCUUUAUCUUGUCCAACAUCAAACAAUGCUCCAUUAUACUGAAUGAGAAGAAAAAAAAGAACAACAACAACAAAAAAAAAACCCAGAGCCACCAAAUCAUUCUGACUUAAUACAUCUAUGUUAUUUUAGAGAUAAAGCUGCAGUUACACUGGUGACAGAUACAAAAAGACCUGAAAUUUUAUUUGAUAAAUGCCAUCUUGAGCCACUAAGUGUCAUUCUAGUAUUUACUGACAUGUUAGAACAAAACUUCUUUUUAAAUUAUUAUUACACCACCUAAAAUGAGUUUUAAGAGCCCAUUUAAUAGUUGAGCGGAAUCUAUUGUAUCCAGUGGACUUUAGCAUCAAAGUUUGAGUUCUUUACACGUUUCACUAUAUUCAUGAAAUUUCUUGGUUAAUUCCAGCUUAAUGUGACCUGACAAGGCAACUAUAGGAGUAUCUACAGUAUUGCACAAAGGAGGAAGGAAAUGGAAAGGUAUGAUUUAAUCAGACGUAUUAGCAGUUAGUACUUUGAUAAUGGGCUAUCGGAACUCAGCUUUCCGUAUUUUGGAAAGGCUGGUUAUUUUCCUUUAUAUUUUGUAAAGUUCCUCAGGAGUCCUUAUCAGAAAUAUCAGCACUCUCCUCGGUGCUUAUGGAUUCACACGAUUUAAUUUUAUUUAUUCUCUCCCUGUUUCGUACUGUGGAAUAUCAAGCACCGCUUGACAGCAUUAACCGUGUGUCACAGGUUCUGUUUCUGUGCCGUGUAGUGAAAAUACUUCAGUUCUUCAGAAGGUCACAGUUCAGCUCCCUUUUUAAAGUUCUCUCUAAAAGCAAAAUGCCUUGGCUGGCCCAAGGUAAAAAGAUUCAGGAGAAAAAUUGGCAAAAAUCAGAACUGUUGAUUAUUUUGUGCUUUUUUUCAUUUCUGCUGUGGAUAUUGGCACAAGUCAAAACAGGCAAAUUCCAGCCGAACGUCAAAGUGCACAUGACGGAAAACUUUUUUUGUAUUUGAGUAUGAUUUUGGAUUUAAAUAUUUAUAUUCUUAAUAAUUUUCAGCACUGGUGUAUAGAAGUAGUUUGAAGGCAAGUAUGUAGAUCUGACAUUGCAGUUGAUGCACUGGAAAAGCACAAGAAAUUCUGGAGAAACACUGUGUGUACCUUUAUAUCUGAAGGACGUGAACAAAGUGUAAAGGUUUUGCCACUAAUAGCCAUUUGCUUAAGCUGAGAACUUUUUGCUAGACUUUGUUUAGUACUAUGCUAUCUGCAUUGACUGCACGUAAUUUUACUGAAGUACAAGGCACACACUGUCCUCAGGAAUACUGUAUUUUAUGAAUGGUGAAUGAUCUUUUCAUAUUCUAGGUAUUGUCUUUCCAAACGAAUGACCAGUAUGAAUAGACUGUGCAUGCAAGCUGCGUUUGUGAAACCCGACAAAGCUUUAGAACUUAAAUUUGUGCAAAAAUGCUUCAGAUCACUGCUGAUCUAAUCUAUGACAAUUUUGCUCUAUGCAUGCGCCCUUACAGAGACUGCAUGAGCAGCUAGAUAUUCUUAAAUACAAACGAUGAGUCCAAAAUGUCUUAAUUAUUCCUAACCAAAUUCAGCGUCUUGAUGCAGACAAAAGAAAUUUCCAUUUCAGCAACUGUGAAAAAUUGACACACGUUAUACAUAUUUCUAGUUACUUUUCAUUCCAAAUUUGUGCCUACUGUGUGAGAUCUGAAUUCUGGUGAGCGAAAAAGGGGGGAAAAAGAAGGCAUGGAAAUGAAAUGGAUCCAAAGAACUCUGUUUCAUUAGCCUUCCUAAUGAGAAGUUCCUUCUUGGAGCUCAGCAUCCCUGUCUGCGGAGGUGGAUGCAUCCAGUGCUCAGUGUUUACAGCUGAGUGCCAACAGGGAUGCCUGCAGAUUGAGCAAAGGCUCUCUAUUUGCUCUGCUGUAAUUUGAUUUUCGUACAAUGGAGUGAUUGGGCAUCCUGAUGGAGCACUAAUAUUUUGAAACAAGGCAGACCACGUGAUGGCCAAUUUUCUUUCCAACCUCCUUUUUACCAAAGCAUUUAUAGAGAAAAUUUAGAUGAGAGCUUAAGUUAAUAUUGAUGAUGACCCUAAAUUUCCAUAGUAAUGUUGGAUGACAGAUGGUUUGUAGUUUUUUUAGAUCUUUCUUUAGAAGCAGAUAUAUUCGUUCCUACAAAGCAGAUGCAUCAGCUCUUACUAUGCCCUCUUCUGAUAGCAAUUUGACUUAAAUCAUGUUUUUAGGAUCACUUAGGCUCCGUUGUAUUCCAAAGAAAACUCAAAAGGCAAAUGUUUGGAGGGUCGAGUGAAGAUAGCUGAAUAGAUGCAUACCUUAAUGCAUAAAUUCAUUAAUUUCCUGGGGUUUUCUUCAUGAAGGAAAGUAUCUUGGGAAACAAGAUUUAGGGUGAGUGUUAAUACAGGGAAAGGCAUGUAUUCAUGAUAUUUUUUUCUUACUGUGUCAUUAGGACGAUCAGUGCACAUCUGUGGUUUCCUUAUUUUGGCUUCUUCUGCAGACUCCAAAUGCUUGUGCUGCCAGAGAGAAUGGCUGGAGCCGUGCAGUUCAGUUUCAUUAGGACUAUUACAAACUAGAUUUUUUUACAUACACUGAGUAACGGUCGAACCAAACUCUUAUAAACAGCUGCAUAUGAAGGCAGUCAAAUUAAUGGAAAUCAAUCACACUUUCUAUUUAGCAUUACGUAGAAGAAAAGGGACUGAUAUAAAAACAGUGAUCAGCGUAUCAGCGAUCACUUAAAGUUGCAUUCAUACUUCCAGAUGCAUUUUAUUUUUUUGCUAUCUUCGUAAACCGCUGAUGUUGAUUUUGGGGGGGGUUAAAGCUUGAAGCAAAUUUAUAACCAACCAUUCGUAACAAUGUGUAUUUCGUGUUACAGCUGACACUAGAAUUCAGAGAGCCGCAUCUAGGCAGACUUUUGAGAAAGAUGAAGUAAGUUAUUUUGUUAGUUCUAAUGCAUAGUUUGACUGAAGCGUAAGCAGUAACAAGUGUUUAAGUGACUUGCAGACCUGAAUUCCUGUGGCAGCAAAUGUAGCGGCUUUCAAAGAUCUCUUUAUCUUUUUGUGCUCAACCUCAUACUGGUUAAAGCCCGCCUCCUGCUGCAGUAAAAUGGAACAAACCAGCAUUCUGAGGCUGGGGAUGAGCAGAGGAAGGAGAGCUCUUGCGUUCGUUUCAGCUAGUUUUGCUCCAGAGCCCCUUAGCGGUUCUGCAAAAUGAGGGGUCGAAACUGGAGCACGGUGACAACCCCUGCCAUCCUUUUCCUUUUCUCCUCUUCUUUACUUAUCCACAGUGUUUUAUUAAAUGAUGCCUUCUUGCUGACGGUCCGAUUUCAAGAGCAGUUGCCUGACCCAAAGUACUCAAAGUGCAAACAGAAGCCGAAACAGAAGUGUUCCCAAACGAGCCUGUCCAGUGCUUGUCCCCAGCUGGUACGCACUGGAUGGAGCGGUGCGAGGAAGCACACGGUGUCUGUGUCUGCUGCUAGGCCACUUCUGUCACUUUCCCAAGCACUAUCUUUUGCACUCCUUCUGUCCCUCCCUGCAUGUACGCACAUGUCCUGAAGGCACUACCUAAUCUUGGCAUUUUGAAAUUGAUAUGAAUAGGCUCAUAUCGACAAUUUUUCUCCAAUUCUGACAUUACAACAUAUUCACUAGAAGUUUACAUUGAUAUAAUUUUGACAUAGCCGUGAUAGCACAACGUUACCACAGCAGCACAAAUUUAUAACGGCACAACAAAGAACUGUAGAGAAAUCCCUUUGCUAUUCCGUGUUAUGCAGGAACUUUCUUAAUCCAGUACUGGGAUUUUGCCUUGAAAUGUUAAUGGAACACCCCCUCCUCACUGCACUGAAAAUUUCCUUUUGGUAGUUCUGUUGGCUCAUUCUAACUUCUUGCCAUAACCUCUGUAACACUAAAUGUUCCCUGUAGUAUGCUCUUUAAUUGCCGUGAACUAGUCGCUGGGAUGCUACUAGAUGAGAAAUGAGGAUUAAACCCAAUGCGGUCUGAAGCGAAUGAGAUUUUAAGCACUGAGAACUUGAGAAUUUUUCUGUUUAAAAUUUUUAAAAAAUUCAGAUCACCUUUUUAUUUAAUGUUCUAUUUAGAAGACUUGGAAUUUUGUAUUGAAAAAAAUCUACACAACUGUCGAUUCUAAUUUUUACCUAGGGUAGUAUCACUGAAAUUUCAGUUGUUAGAAAUAAUCUCAUGUAAAAUCUACAUAAUAUAGUUCAGCCAUUUUUACUCUGAUAGUCCUGGCUAACUUGCAAUAUCGUGAUCGUAAGAGAUUUCUUAAAAUGUGUAUAUAUUUGAAAUUUAUGUACUAUUUAAAUACAACUUGGUUUCUAAGUAAGAAGUGAGAGUACAGUUUCAGCUAUUUUUUCUAUUCAUAAUUCCAAACUUUGUAAGUAACAUUUAAAAUAAGAUUACCACCAAGUGUUUCAGAGAAAUUAACUUUUAUGCACUACAAGCUAGAAGUUCCUCUGGCCUGUCAGCUUUCACUUUCUUUUGGGUUUAAGGUUACUCUUACAAGCUGGUGUGUGCCCCAGAACUAAAAGAAAUCACUGAGGAAAUGUUGUUGAUAUGAUUAACUAUUGUAAGACACUUUUGGCAUAAAUUUGUCUUUGAGAUGCUGUUUACUUUAUCAAGGUUUACAUGUACAAAUGCAACUACUUACUGUAUCAUACACAUUUGAAUAUUGCAUUUUUCAGUAAUAAACUUGGGUAUAUUUGAAGGAA